AUGGCAGGGAGUACCGUGACCAGAUGGGUAAUCUCAGAGGAUGGAAGUCACCUGAUUCGCAGAGAGGAUCUGGAGGCGUCGUUUCCGAAAGGUGCAGAACAGGGAUCUCACAGGCUACGAGUGAAAGCGGAGAGCUCUGACCGACCUGUCACUUCUUGUUUAUCAAUAUCGUCCCUGUCUACCAAUAAACGAAAUGCAGUGCCUGCUCAGCUGCCCGUGUCAUAUCCCUGUGCUUACUGUGACAUCUGCUUCACUGCCUCUCACUACCUGGAGAAACACAUUAAGCGUUCACACAGGAAGCAGUACCUGGAGAUGCUGCGAUGUCGAGAUGCCACUUUGAACAAUGCUUCCUUCUCCCCUUCUGCCCCCUCGGGCUCCUCCUCCUCCUCACACACAUCCCCCCUGUCCUCUCUCACCAGCGUACCUGCUCCUGCAAGGGGCAAAUCCACUGCCGCCGGUCAGUCACAGGUGGCUCGAGCCUCUGACAGCACUGGAAGUCCCACAGUCAGCAUUAUCAGUCACAAAACUGCUGUGAGGGUCUCCAACCAUACUACUGUACCCCCAGCCUCUAAUUCCAUGAAGGCUUCUGCUUCAGUUCCAUCUCCCUGCUCAGCCCAGAUAACGGUGCCCAUUCCAAAGGAAGCUCCAAAUCAAGGUGCUGCUCAGGCUCUCUCCUCUGCUUCAGAAUCUAAACGAAGCACUCUUUUUCUCUGCAACGAGUGUGGGCAGAGCUUUCCCUCCUUCCUCUCCCUCAGCUCCCACCAGGACCAAACCCACUGGGGUAAGGGUAAGGGUAGAGGGGAGGAGGAGGAGGGAGAGACUCUGUACCUGUGUGCUGAGUGUGGCCUCAGCUUCCCCCGACUGGACCUGCUGCGCGAUCACCAGUCCCUUCAUGACUCCCCGGGGGCGAGGGACGGAGGUGAGGGAACGGAAGAGGAUGAAAAAGGAGAUGGUGACUCCUCCCCGCCUUCGGCCUCACAGGCACACUCCUGCCCAAACUGCCAGAAAAUCUUCAAAACCGCCCGCUAUCUGAAAACCCACAUGAAGAUCCACAGUGGCCAGGUGCCCUACCACUGUGACCAGUGUGACAAGCCUUUUACACAGCUGGGUGACCUGAAGACGCACCGCCGUACCCACACGGGCGAGCGGCCCUACCAGUGCUCCCAGUGCGGGAAGUGCUUUGGCCGCUCUGGGACUCUGAAGAAGCACUGGCGCACCCACACGGGGGAGACGCCCUAUGUGUGCGCGGUGUGCGGUAAGCAGUUCAACCAGCUGGGGGCGCUCAAGACUCAUGAGAGGAUUCACACUGGGCUGCGGCCUUAUUUCUGCUCCCGCUGCUCACAGCAUUUCACCUACUCCUACCAGCUCAAGAGGCAUCGCUGUGUGCAUCCUGACAAGAACUGAGUAAUUGCACUCAAAGGACCGAUGGUGACAGUUAAGGGGGUGGAUCUCCUCCCGGCACUUCACUGGCUCAUGUCGGCUCAUAAUGCACUGAGUCACAUGGUAGAGUGUUACCCACAAUGCUGCUGAGAGACUGAGAGCUACGCUGAGUGAGCGUGCAGGAUGAGGACAGGUCUGGGGUAUGAACUUCACAGAACAUGAGGGUGCUCCUGAUGUACUUCUGGGAUACUGAAGUUUAACAGAGAGAGGGACUGCACCUUCCCCCACUGUGAAUAAUACUCCUUUUGGUACCACCAGCACAGUCCUCAUAGUUGUACUACUGCAAGGCUAGCCCAGAAAGGAGAGAUGGAGACUGUAGAGCAGUACUGGGAUAGACAGAUGUGCAAUCCUCCAGCAACUAGCAGUCUUAGGACCGGAGAGAAACUGACCUGAAACUCACCCCUCUCAUUAUGACCAACCUCUAAUGGACAGUUGAAAUGUUGCCAGUUAUUUGUAACCAAGCAUUCCUCCUUAUCUGUCAUAUUCUGUUUAGGCCUUAAUGUUUGGUCUGUAAAGAUUGUCUUUCUCCUUCCGCUGUUGUGUUGGAAACCUGUAUAUUACAGUACCACCAAAUGCUGUGCCUGGGUGUAAUGCAAUGAAGCUGCUCCUCUCUUGUACACUUGUACUAUAGUUCAGACACUUAACAGACCUACUGUGCUGUGGAAUGUUGCUGUAGGGGGUUCUGAAUUAAAUGAAUCUAAUAAUUUAAGAUAAAAUGGAAAAAAAGGAAUUCUUGGUCUCCAAACCUCAGAGAUAGAUCUUCAAAAUACCUCAUUCAAGGGCCCUUCAGAUUCAGCAGGUUUUGUUUCAGCUGUACUUGCCUUCUUUCAGAACUGUAAUUGACACUGUGUGUUUCUUAAUUAAACCACAGAGAUGUGUUGGUGCGUCCUGUGUAAUGUAAUUAUUGGUUCCUUCAGCUGGUGCCCUCCUGAGCCCUGCAGCCAUAGCAACAAAGGGGUCAGGUCUUUCCUCCAUUUAGAGCGGCCUCUUUGUGGCCUGGC
Messenger RNA from Megalops cyprinoides (Indo-Pacific tarpon), 2441 nucleotides. RefSeq names its product zinc finger protein 91-like. Gene Ontology annotation, cellular component: nucleus. The record is from RefSeq and is a predicted model, not a curated record. The transcript is spliced from 4 exons. The coding region runs from base 1 to 1404 and encodes 467 amino acids. Gene Ontology annotation, biological process: central nervous system development; regulation of transcription by RNA polymerase II. Gene Ontology annotation, molecular function: DNA-binding transcription factor activity, RNA polymerase II-specific; RNA polymerase II cis-regulatory region sequence-specific DNA binding. NCBI's taxonomy places the organism in Eukaryota, Metazoa, Chordata, Actinopteri, Elopiformes, Megalopidae.